This is a messenger RNA of Stomoxys calcitrans (stable fly), 5443 nucleotides long. Its product is annotated as basic-leucine zipper transcription factor A. The record is from RefSeq and is a predicted model, not a curated record. Lineage: Eukaryota; Metazoa; Arthropoda; Insecta; Diptera; Muscidae. The coding region runs from base 829 to 5127 and encodes 1432 amino acids. The transcript has 5 exons.
GGUUAACGUCUGGUCGUCGAUUUUGGAAAACAACCAUCAACGAAUGGAUUAUUGAAAAAUAAAUCCACUUUAAAGGAUAUUAAAGAAAUAAAAAGAGUGCUAUUUAAAUUCUAUGAUUUGAAUCAAAGAAAAAAAAGUUUACGGAAAAACUUUAAACAAAAAUGUGAAAAAUUUUUCAAACUAAUCAAUAGCAAGUCCUAGCAAAAGGAGAAUUUGGCCAAAUAAAAUUUCAAUUUACGAUAAUCGCUACAUAAAUAUUUGUGAAAUGUUCAAACCAUAGAGUGAAGCUAUAAAGCAAAAAGAAAAAGAAAAAUACUAAAAAAACAAUAACAAAAAGAAAAUUCAACAAACAGACACAAAGGCUUUUAUCAAAGCUCACAUUUAUCAUUCGCAGUGCUUUGUAUUUCUGCGAAGACCCAACGCAUGGAGCAUAAGGUCUUAAAUCGCAUUAAGCAAUAAAUUUUAAUUUAAAUCAAACGUGUGUUACUGUCAUUCGUAUUGACUUGGCAUUGCCUACCUUUGCAAGGCAACAGAAGCCGCCGCAUACACACACAGACACAUUUUAAUGCCUCAAGCAAUUCAGUGUGAAAUUGUGAGUUGUGAAAAACGCGGGGAAAGCAGUAAAUAAAAGACAAAAAAAAACUACGCCGUGGCGUAUUGUGACAGUGAAAAUUUAAAACAAAAAAUAAUACCCACACACUCUCUCACACAUACCCACUUAUGUAGGCAAACAUAUACGCUUGACAUCGUAGUAUUGCAUAUCUGUCAAUAUACGAAAAGUAAAUUUUAAAAUUUUCUGAACGUGGCGUCAUUACUGUGAAAUGGACAAUGUGUGACAUUAACUGCAUAUGGUUAUUUAAUCUACUUGUGGCGUUUGUUUUAAUUAUACAACAGCAACAACACAAUGUUGUAGUUGUUGCUGAUGCCACCACCAACAGCCUUAAGGAUCACCACCUUCAGCAGCAAAGGCAUUUGCAGGCGCUGCCGCAUGGCAGCAAACAGCAGAGGUCAGCGUAUGCUGACAUUACAUCAUACGCCUCAGCAUCGGCCGCAAAAUACUUACAUCAACAUUCAUUACCCAAAGCGAAUGUGGUAAAACGUGAGAUUCGCAAUGACAAGAAUACGGAUUUUAUUUCAUAUUUAAGUGAUUUCAAUAUGCAAGAUGAAACCUCAAUACCUGAGGAUAUUUUUGACCAAAGAUAUCUGAAAGAAAUUGAAGAGCGGGAACGUAAUGGGGUGGGUGUAGGCAGUGUUACCACAGCUGCUGAAAGUGAUGGGGUGGAAGGUGUCGAUGUUAUUGAUGUCAAUUUACCCUAUGACGAUUCGGAUGCAGAUGCUGAAGCUGACAUAAUUCUGGAAUCACAAAGGUCCAGUGAAAGAAAUUUCAGCUCGAAUGAUGACAACAUUUCCAAAAACAAUGCUAACGAUGGCUUUGAUGACGGCACGCGGCCAGGCAUUGUUUAUAUGGCUGAGGUGAAACCCCAACAAGAUGUUGGGGUUAAAACAGCGGACACUUCCAUGAAAACUUCAUACAGCAAAAAAGAUACGACGUUUAAGGAAAAGAAAAAGAUGAACUUUAACUUUGGCAGUGAUAAGCCAAAGCAGAGAGGCCUUUCUCAAGCCAACGAUGAAACGAGUUCGCCACGCUUCACGUAUGAUUUUCAAGCACAGGAUUUCUUAAAGGAUUCAUGGGGCCAGGACAAUUACGAAGAUGAGUUGGAUGAUGAUGAGGAAGACGAUGAUGAUGGUAGUGCUGAAUAUGAACGUUUCAAAUGCUUGCGGGAGCAGAAGCAAAGGGAGGUCCAACAACAAAAGGAACGUGAGGAACAGCAGAGGAUACUGCAGCAACAGCAGCAGGAGUUAUUGCGCCAGCAACAACAACAACAACAAAAAGCACAGCAGCUGUAUUCAAUAAAAAAGUUAAAGGAAAGAAAAUUUAAUAAGGCAUCGUUGAGUGAGCUUGAAAAGUUUACCCCAGAGGAGCAGGAUGACCAUGACAGCAAUGCUGCUGCUGAUGAUGAUGAUGAUGAGCAGCUUAAUGAAGAAAAUCUUGAUGACAAUGCGGCAGGGCAAGAUAAGAAUGCGAAUGUGAACAACAAUGAUGAUAAUGAUGAUGACGAAACCAAAAUUGUUUACGAUAAACCAUCCUCACAGCAGCUCCAACAGCAACCGGGACCCAUUCAGGAUGCUAUCGGUGACAUUGCAGAUGAGGUCAAUGAGGAAAAACAAAAUUCCUUUCAAGUGAGCAAUGUGGAGAAAAAGGAUUUUUCAAAUUUGUUCAUACCACACAAGAUGAAACGUCAUAAUGGUGCAGCACGUUUGGAUGAUGCCACCAAUCGUCAUACUCGCAUAAGACAGCAAAAGUUGCAGCAAUCAUCGUCAUCGUCAUCAUCCUCAUCACAUCAUUUUGGAAGACCAACUACUAACUCAAAGGAGGAUAAUGCAAGAAUGGACGAUAUCUACAAUCAAGAGGAAUAUAUGCCUCACAUACCAACAAAGGAAAUCAAUUACCCAAAAUCCUAUUACGGCAAUGAGAAUGGAAAUGCUUCCCAAAAUUCAGAAGGACAACAUAACCAACAACAACCAAAGCAGUUUAAGGACAGCAAUAGCCAAACGAGCAGUGACAUUGAAAUGAAGGAACAAUACAGCAGCCACAAGGAGAGCGAAACGUUGAUGGCAGUGACAACAGCAGCACCGUCGUCGUCUACGGUUGCUAACCAUGAAGCAGAGUAUAGAAGACAAUCGCUAUUCGAAAGGGAGAAAUCGCUGAGACGCAAUAGCAAACGUUAUGGCCAUAAAACCCAUAAAAAGAAAUACAAGGAUUAUCUGCACUACUCGUCGGUCAUGAUGAUGAGACAAUCGCCGCCAACACCAUCAGCCCGAGAAGCAACAGAGGCAACAGCAGCUACCAACACAACAAGUUAUGCUGGAAUGGAGAAGACAACAUCUGCACCAGCAGCCUCCACAAAACUCAUAAAAAUGGAUGAAAAUAACAAACAUCGCAAUGAUAAUGCUGAGGAUAAUUUACGUUACCACAAGGAUAAGUAUGCCAAGAAAUUAAAGAUGGAGAAGUUAAGAGGUGCAGUUGUACCACCCUCACCCAUUUUUGUGAUUAAGCCUUCGUCGAGGGGGCCCCCCAUGAUGGCCGGGGUCACCAGCAAACCUUUCUAUGAGGGACAAAUCAAUUACUAUUUGGAAACUGAAGAUGAUGAUGAUGCUCUUAUGGGCGGCCGAGGCAAUGAGGCACGUUUCAUAACCAAAGGUGAUCGCAUGGACACCAACGAUUGGUAUCGCAAACUAAGUCCGGUGCUAAGGAAUGGUGUGAAAACCUCCAGCAGCAGCGGCACCAAUCAAGAGGAUCGACCUACCCCCAUGGGGGCCAUGACCAGACCAGCCCAUAAUGAUAGUAGAGGCAGUGCAUUACAGGGAACGCCUGGCUAUACACCAUAUCAUCACUUAAGAAGCCAUCAUCAACGUCACCACCAACACCACCAGCAACAUACACAUGGCCACCAACAUCAUCAACAUUCCCGCAAUCAUGCCUAUCAACGUAAAAUGUUACCCAAAAAGCCUUUAAUGCUGUCCACCACACCCCAGCCUCCACCUGCAAGGAAACAUGACCCCUCUGCAGCAGUUGCGGCAGACAAUGUACACAGUCACAUGCAGGAGCUGGGCCAUCAAAUCACCGACCUCAAAGAGUUCGAACGCUAUUAUGCCAAGUGGCCACAUUUGGCCCGAGUCCAAUCCCAAUUGCACGAUGAACAACUCCGGGAACAAUUGGAAUUACAAAAUUUACAACAACAACAAUUAGGGCAAUAUCAGGACUAUGAAUAUGAUGAGGACUACUUUGAGGCAUUGCAGGGCAUGUCAGCGGCACCCAAUGCCAGGGAGGCUAAUUCCGAGGAGAAUUUGCCUCCGUACAUAAGAAAAUAUAAUCGGCGCAAUAAACAAUUGCUGGAUUUGUUGGAGGGUACCCUGCCACCACCCACCACUCGGCCUCCGCCACAGCUGAGGUGGUCAGGCUCAAAGGUACAGCCGGGUUCACGUGACACCAGCAAUGUGGGCAGUAUGUCGGUGCGCAUCGAUGAUGACUAUUUGAAGGAGAAACGUAAACGCUAUCAUCAAAGACAAAAACAGAUACACGAUUUGUUUGAACAGCAAAGGGGCACAACGACAACAAUGGCACCCACUCCCUAUGCCUAUGAUGGCAAUAGCAAGGAUAGCCAAAAAGGCAGCAGCAGCGGUAACAACAAUGAUGCCCAAAUGGCAAAUCAUUUGCCUGAUGAAGAUGUUAGCAUUUCGUUGGAGACCCAAGAAGAACACACAAACGAACCCAAUCGAAAUUGGCAAAAGGAAAUUGCAACUAAAUCAACGAAAUCUGCAUCGUCCUUGUCGCCAUCGUCAUCAUCAAAUACCGGAAAUUUACCAAUUCACUGGCAAAUGGAGAAAAUAAUAACACCCUCGCCCAAGAGCGCAACGGGAGUGGAUAUGGCCUCGGCCAAUAAUGUGGCAACACCCAAGCCGGCCAUAUUCAAAUUGCCCUCAUAUCCUUCGAUAGCGGGCAGCUUCAUGCAAAGGCCUCGUUCGCGUAGUGCUCAAUUUGCCCCAAGUUCGGGAUCGGAGUUUCGGCGUGUCACCCCCAAUCUGUAUGGGGCCAAUGGCAAUAAUAAUUUCAUAAAUGCUGGUGGUUAUGUGGCCUAUAAUGGCCAUAAUAAGGCGGCCAAAUCCAUGGCAUCGAGAUUUUCUGGCAAUGAAGAGAAACGCACCACCGCUUUACCACCCUCAUCGGCAAUGGUGGUCUCAGACACUAAUGAUACGUCCAAGAGCAAAAAUAAUCAAGGGGCCUCCGCUGCUGCGUCUUCUGCUUCUUCAACCUCAUCCAGAUCCUCCAAAUCAUCUGCCUCGUCCUCGUCCUCGUCAUCAUCAUCAUCGCCAGCUUCUGUUAGUAAUUCCUUUGUAUAUCAUCGCGUUGUCGAUGCAUCACCGCGCCUCGUGGGUGCCGGUUUGACAGGACGCAAACAGCGUCUGCCAUUUGUGGCCAUCACCGACCGACGUUUGGAGACUUCAAAGAAAUCCUUAACGGAUCAUCAAAAAGACUUUGAACAAAAUCACUAUCCGUUGCCUUAAACACAAAAACAAAAGUAAAAGAAUACCAACAAACAAAAGACAGUAUCACAAAACACCGAAUAAGAAAAAAAGCGAAAUAUUUUAUCCCUCCCUCCCCAAAAAUCCAAAAAAAAAAAAAAAAAAAAACAGAAUCCCCUUCUAAUAAUAAAAAUAUUCUAAUCUUAUAUAAAACAACAUGGAAAUACAAUGAUGAUAAUAAUCAUGGGAGAAUUAUUGGCAUUAGUGAUGGUAGGUAUAGAAAACAACAAUAAAACAAAAAAAGCAGAAGGGACAAAAGUGUCUAAGGGACCGUUUCACAAACUUCAACUAAAAAUUG